Leptopilina heterotoma is the source of this 599-nucleotide messenger RNA. RefSeq lists its product as uncharacterized. NCBI's taxonomy places the organism in Eukaryota, Metazoa, Arthropoda, Insecta, Hymenoptera, Figitidae. The record is from RefSeq and is a predicted model, not a curated record. Gene Ontology annotation, cellular component: transcription regulator complex; nucleus. The coding region runs from base 1 to 597 and encodes 198 amino acids. The transcript is spliced from 3 exons. Gene Ontology annotation, biological process: regulation of transcription by RNA polymerase II.
AUGUCUGAUAAUUUGGAAUUAAAUGAAUUAUUAAUUCAAAAUGUUAGUAAAUGCCCUUUGAUUCAUACAAAAAAAUCAAAAUCAUUUAAAAAUAAUAAUAGAAAAAGAAAAGCUUGGGAGGAUAUAAGACAAUCGAUUUACGCAAAGUUAGGAAUUAAUAUGACUGUUACAGAAGUAAAAAAUACUUGGAAAAAACUUAGAGAUCAAUACCAAGCUGAACGUGCAAAAAAAAAUUUGUAUAUUGCUUCUGGGUCUGGGGCUCCAGAGGAAGACUUUGAAUUUCCCUAUUUCAAAACUAUGAAUUUCUUGGAGGACACCCCACGUCAUUCUAAAACAAUAUCUAGCUAUACCAUCAAAGAAAUUGUUUGUUUGGAAAGUUCUACUGAAGAUGAAGAAGUUGAAGAAGUUAAUGAAAACGUUGGUGAAGCAGUCGAUGAAGAAAGUGAGAUUGUUACUGUAGAUUCUCCUCGAAUGAAUCGGAGAAGAAGCACUUCUUCUUUUGAAACGAUUGAAGAUAUGUGGGAAAGAGUUUUAAUGGAAAAUAAAGCUAUAUGUUUCACUGAAAUUAAAAAUUUAAUAAUAAAUAAAAAAAAAUGAAA